AGUAUAUUUUGACAGCUUCUCAGGUGAGACAUCUCGUCCAGGGGCUGUUUCACUUUCUCUGAGUUUCCGAACACACUCGCUGUGAGCCUGGGGCUGACACACUCCAAAAACAAUACUCUAAAGCCCUACCAUCACGGCAACAUGAGCAAAAAGAAAAAGGACUGGAAGGUGGAGAAAGCGCGUCUGUUGGGUCUAGGACUGGAGGAGAGACGUAAGGAGUAUUCGGUGUAUGUACCAUUGGACAAGAUUUCUACUUGGAGGAAACAUGAGAAAAGUAAAGGUAAAGAGGAGGUGGAGGAGCAGGACAUGCCACCAGCUCUGAGUGACAAGGUGUCUCUGUACAAAGGUGACAUCACCACCCUAGAGGUUGAUGCCAUAGUGAAUGCUGCAAACUCCAGUCUCCUGGGCGGUGGUGGAGUGGAUGGCUGCAUACACAAGGCGGCGGGGCCCUGUCUCUACGACGAGUGCACCACGCUGAACGGCUGCGACACCGGCAAUGCCAAGAUCACCGGCGGCUACGACCUCCCGGCCAAAUGUAAGUCCUAUCAAUAAUGCUCUUUACACUGUCCGUCUCUUUUAAUCGCCCG
This is a messenger RNA of Megalops cyprinoides (Indo-Pacific tarpon), 587 nucleotides long. Its product is annotated as ADP-ribose glycohydrolase MACROD2-like. Gene Ontology annotation, biological process: peptidyl-glutamate ADP-deribosylation; DNA damage response; purine nucleoside metabolic process. Lineage: Eukaryota; Metazoa; Chordata; Actinopteri; Elopiformes; Megalopidae. The transcript is spliced from 6 exons. The record is from RefSeq and is a predicted model, not a curated record. Gene Ontology annotation, cellular component: nucleoplasm. Gene Ontology annotation, molecular function: ADP-ribosylglutamate-[protein] hydrolase activity. Bases 142 to 552 code for a protein of 136 amino acids.